Didymodactylos carnosus is the source of this 330-nucleotide messenger RNA. The record is from the annotation of a GenBank genome assembly. Lineage: Eukaryota; Metazoa; Rotifera; Eurotatoria; Philodinida; Philodinidae.
AUGAACGAUGGUCCACAGCAACCUCAUCAAAUAUAUCCAAAGCCUCCAUCAGUUACAGCAGACGAUGCAUAUAAAGGAAUAUCCGGUUCAAUGUUGGGUAUGGCAAUCGGUGAUGCAACGGGAGCUCAUGUAGAGUUCCGACCGCGUUCGUAUUUGCAACAACAUCAAGUAACAGAUCUUGUGGGCGGUGGUACGUGGGGAUUAAAGGCUGGUCAAUGGACAGAUGACACCUCUAUGGCGCUAUGUUUGGCUGCCAGCCUCAUUAUUAAACAAGGCUAUAAUGCCUAUGAUCAACUUGUGAGAUAUAAAUGGUGGUGGAAAGAAGGGUAA